Molecule: messenger RNA, 591 nt
Organism: Grosmannia clavigera kw1407
Lineage: Eukaryota; Fungi; Ascomycota; Sordariomycetes; Ophiostomatales; Ophiostomataceae
Product: duf726 domain containing protein
Exons: 1
Coding region: 1-591 (196 amino acids)
Source: RefSeq, a predicted model, not a curated record
AUGGCGUCCUCGACAGCCUUCGCGGCCUCGUUCUUUGUUGCGCCACGAACAGUAUUGGCCGCUGCACGUCUGAGUAGGUCGAAUUGCCGUUCGUGGAGCACCAGCAGCCCACCUUCCGACGUCGACGUUGCCAAGCUGCUUGAGCGACCAACAUGGUCAGUCCGUGCUCUGCUGCCAAGCCAGAAGUCUGGCGCAUCGGAUGAAGACGCUGCCAUCACUCCGGCUCUGCUUCGCCAUCUCCUCCGUCUCUCGGCCCUUCCACUUCCAUCGUCACCUGACGAACAGGCGGCCAAGAUCGAGACUCUCCGUUCCCAACUGCACUUUGUUCGCGACGUCCAAGGCGUCAAUACCGCCGGUCUCCGACCACUCCAGUCGAUCCGGGAUGAGACUCGUGAGGCGAUUCAGGAGCAAACAAUCGGCAUCAAGCAACUCGAGCAGGCCCUGCUCCAGGAAGAAUCAUUCGGACACCGCAAGCGCCCGCGCAGACGCCAGCACACAGUAGCCACCGCAAGCACAGAAGAGUGGGAUGUGCUCGGCUUGGCCACAAGGACGGCUGGGAAUUACAUCGUGGUCGACAGUGGGGAGCAGUGA